This is a messenger RNA of Fraxinus pennsylvanica, 2052 nucleotides long. The record is from the annotation of a GenBank genome assembly. Lineage: Eukaryota; Viridiplantae; Streptophyta; Magnoliopsida; Lamiales; Oleaceae.
AUGCCUAUGCUUCUCACUGCCCAUCGGUCCGCCGCAAUCCACCUCCACACCUGGUGUUCAAUCAUAGUGAGACCCUCUUUCUCGAUUCAUCAACCCAUUUCAUACUUUUUACCCCACCCGAAGCCUCAAUUUCUGCUGAAAAAUAUCCUCAAUUUUCGAAGAAUUUCGACUCGGGCAUUCGAUGUAGAGAAAAACGAAGUUGCGUCGGAUAGAGAUGAGAAAAUUGAAGUGGGAAGCCAGUUGGGGGAUAGUAAUGAUAAUGGAAGCAUUGGGGGAUAUAAUGAUGAUAAGUAUCCGAGUGGGGAGUUUGUGUUCAGGGAGUAUAACCUGUGGGAGAGUUUUACAGUGAAGCUUAAGAUGCUAUUUGCAUUUCCCUGGGAAAGGGUGAAGAAGGGCAGUGUUCUUACCAUGAAAAUACGCGGACAGAUAUCUGAUCAGCUGAAGAGCCGUUUCUCCUCAGGAUUAUCUCUACCUCAAAUUUGUGAGAAUUUCAUAAAAGCUGCUUACGAUCCUCGUAUUGCGGGUAUCUAUCUCCAUAUUGAACCAUUGAGUUGUGGUUGGGGAAAAGUUGAAGAAAUUCGAAGGCACAUAUUGGAUUUUAAGAAGUCAGGCAAGUUCAUUGUGGGUUAUGUGCCUGCAUUUGGAGAGAAAGAAUACUACAUCGGCAGUGCUUGUGAAGAGCUCUAUGUCCCACCAAGUGCCUACUUUCAAUUGUAUGGGUUGACUGUUUCAGCAUCAUUCCUUGGGGGUGUCCUUGAGAAAGUUGGGGUUGAGCCACAAAUUCAACGGAUUGGUAAAUACAAGAGUGCAGGGGACCAACUUGCGCGUAAAAAUAUAUCUGACGAAAACCGUGAGAUGCUGACUGCGUUGCUCGAUAAUAUUUAUGGAAAUUGGCUUGACAAAGUUUCGCUUGCAAAAGGAAAGAAGAAGGAAGAUAUUGAAAACUUUGUCAAUGAAGGAGUUUAUGAUGUUGAGAGACUGAAAGAAGGUUGCUGGAUAACAGAUAUAAAAUAUGAUGACGAGGUUAUUUCACUGUUGAAAGAGCGCUUGGGAUUUCCAAGUAUCAAAACUCUGCCUACAGUUGACUACAGGAAGUACAGUAGAGUUAGGAAAUGGACUCUAGGCUUGACAGGUUAUAAAGACAAGAUAGCCAUAAUUAGAGCCUCUGGAGCUAUUAGCAGGACACGAGGUCCACUGAGUGUGUCCAGCUCAGGGAUCAUUGCUGAGAAAUUCAUUGAGAAAAUUCGCAGCGUCAGAGAGUCAAAAGUAUAUAAGGCUGUCGUCAUUCGUAUUGAUAGUCCUGGAGGGGAUGCUCUUGCUUCUGAUUUAAUGUGGAGGGAAAUCAAACUAUUGGCGGCCUCUAAACCUGUGAUUGCAUCAAUGGCUGAUGUUGCUGCUAGUGGAGGAUACUACAUGGCAAUGGCUGCUCAGGCUAUAGUAGCUGAGAAUCUCACGUUAACAGGUUCAAUUGGAGUUGUGACAGGAAAGUUUAAUUUGGAGAAACUAUAUGAAAAAAUCGGCUUCAAUAAGGAGAUAAUAUCAAGGGGAAGAUAUGCGGAGCUGACUGCUGCUGAACAGAGGCCAUUCAGAGCAGAUGAAGCAGAACUCUUCGCGAAGUCAGCACAGAAUGCAUAUAAAAAAUUCCGAGACAAGGCAGCCUUUUCUAGAUCAAUGACUGUGGAGAGCAUGGAAGAAGUAGCUCAAGGAAGAGUUUGGACUGGGAGUGAUGCAGCUUCACGAGGUCUUGUGGAUGCUAUUGGGGGACUCUCUCGAGCAGUAGCAAUUGCGAAACAAAAGGCUAAUAUACCAGUGGACAAACAGGUCACACUUGUUGAGCUGUCAAGGCCUUCUUCAUCUCUACCCGAAGUCUUAAGUGGCUUAGGGAAUUCCAUAGUUGAAGCUGACACUGUAGUCAAAGAGUUGCUAGAAGACAUGGCAUCUUUGAGUGGAAUUCAAGCUCGUAUGGAUGGGAUCGUGUUUGAAAAAUUGGAAGGAGCUUCAUAUGCCAACGUCAUCUUCAAACUUAUCAAGGAUUACCUAAGGUCAUUUUGA